AUGGCCAAAGUAUCUCUUGAAAAACUGCUUCGAAUUCCACCAUCUCUAACACAAUCUAUAUCACAAACCAAGGUGGACUAUCUGAACCUUGGUCAUUCGGGCUUGAGAGUGUCGCGGCCCAUACUUGGUGGGCUUCACCUUGGGAGCCGCAAGUGGUUACCCUGGGUUCUUGACGAGGAAAAGGCUUUACCUAUCCUUAAAGCAGCAUAUGACCUGGGAGUCAAUACUUGGGAUACUGCAAAUGUAUAUUCCAAUGGAGAGUCCGAGAGAAUCAUCGCCAAGGCGCUCUCCAAAUAUAAAAUCCCUCGGAACAAGGUGGUGUUGAUGACCAAGUGCUACCGGGUCAUGUCUGAUCCUGAAAGGUUUGAUCCAGGUUCAGGAGUAACAAUGCACCACGAGUUGGCAGAUUAUAGCAAGGACUAUGUAAAUCAAUGGGGUCUAUCGCGGCGAGCCCUCUUCAGCGCCGUCGAGGCUUCACUCGAUCGCCUCAACACCAGCUACAUUGAUGUCCUCCAGAUCCAUCGGUUCGAUCAUACAGUACCCCCAGAAGAGACAAUGUCUGCACUAAACGACUUGAUAAGGGCGGGCAUGGUCCGCUAUAUUGGCGCGAGCUCCAUGUGGACGUUCCAGUUCGCCACCUUGCAGCACAUAGCCGAGACAAAGGGUCUAACUAAAUUCAUCUCGAUGCAGAAUCACUACAACCUCAUCUAUCGUGAAGAGGAAAGAGAGAUGAACCAGUAUUGCAAGAUGACAGGUGUUGGCCUCAUUCCGUGGGGGCCGUUGGCAUCUGGUAGACUAGCUCGAAGGCCAACACAAGAGGAAGGGUCUUUGCGAGCAAGUUGCAGUGCUCAUGGCUCAUUAUACGAGAGCGACGACUACAACGUAGACAGGAUCAUACAGCGAGUAGCGGAGAUUGCUGAGAAACGAGGCUGGCCGAUGAGUCAUGUCAGCCUGGCUUGGUUAAAUCGACGGGUAACAGCCCCCAUCAUAGGCUUCGGUUCCGUCGGACGAAUUGAAGAAGCGCUGGCGGCAAGGGGUAAGGAACUGUCGAGAGAUGAGGAGCAGUAUCUAGAAGAAUUGUACGUCCCUCAAAGAAUACAGGGACACUCGUGA
Molecule: messenger RNA, 1113 nt
Organism: Metarhizium robertsii ARSEF 23
Lineage: Eukaryota; Fungi; Ascomycota; Sordariomycetes; Hypocreales; Clavicipitaceae
Product: Aldo/keto reductase, DtxS3
Exons: 5
Coding region: 1-1113 (370 amino acids)
Source: RefSeq, a predicted model, not a curated record